CUCUACUGGACAGAAACAAUAACAAAGCGUCAGAUGAGCAACUCCCAGCAACUCAAAAACUAAAAUUGAAAUUAAAUUUGUAAAAAUAUAUAACUUUAUACAGAUCAAUAUGUCUGUGCGCCACGAUUGGUAUCAAUCAGAGUCCAAAGUGGUUAUCACUGUUUUGCUAAAGAACGCUGCCCAGAAGAACUAUGACGUCAAAAUUGAGUCACAAAAAAUACAUCUGACGGCCGAUGGCUAUGAGUUGUUGCUUCCACUGCUUCAUCCUAUUGUGGUUGAGCGUUCUUCACACAAAGCCUAUCCAUCAAAAGUUGAAAUUACUCUGGCCAAGGAGACUGGCUUGCGUUGGGAGAGCCUCGAGCUGAAGGAAACUGUGGCCGCAACUGCACCACCAGCACUGCAAACAAAGAACUGGGACCUUUUGGUCAAGGAGGAGGAAAAGAUCGAUGAAAAAGAAGCCAAAGGUGAAGCGGCUCUCAAUCAAUUAUUCAAAAAGAUCUACAGCACCUCCACACCGGAGGUGCAAAUGGCCAUGAACAAAUCAUUUACGGAGUCCGGCGGCACCGUGCUCAGCACCAACUGGAAUGAAGUUUCUCAGGAUAAAGUGCCCAUUAAGCCGCCAGAAGGAACCGAGUUCCGCGAAUGGGACAAGUAAACCAAAGUGACCGGAGUAAAAAUAACCUUUAAUAAUAUAAAAUAAAAAUCAGCACACACAACUCUUGCAUCAUUGAAUAAAAGCAGCAGACAAAUCAUAAAGAAAAUACUAAAAACGAAAAUUAACAAAUAUUGUAUGGAAAAAAUUUGAGUUAUAAAUAAAACCGCAAUUGUUAUCCUA
Drosophila willistoni is the source of this 835-nucleotide messenger RNA. RefSeq names its product protein SGT1 homolog (gene Sgt1). The transcript has a single exon. The coding region runs from base 110 to 655 and encodes 181 amino acids. Gene Ontology annotation, molecular function: protein-folding chaperone binding. The record is from RefSeq and is a predicted model, not a curated record. NCBI's taxonomy places the organism in Eukaryota, Metazoa, Arthropoda, Insecta, Diptera, Drosophilidae. Gene Ontology annotation, biological process: protein stabilization.